Quercus lobata is the source of this 2580-nucleotide messenger RNA. Its product is annotated as transcription factor MYB33-like. The record is from RefSeq and is a predicted model, not a curated record. Lineage: Eukaryota; Viridiplantae; Streptophyta; Magnoliopsida; Fagales; Fagaceae. Bases 419 to 2242 code for a protein of 607 amino acids. The transcript has 6 exons.
GGCAAGGGGGUUCAAAGGCCGAAAAGGCGAAGGGAGUAGUAGAAGUUUGUACUUGGUCAUCCUGAUAUCUCCCCUAAGAUCCUUCCGUGUCCAGUUCUUUCGCCUCUAUAAUCUCCUUCCCUCUCCCCUGCAAACUCUCAUCAACUCAACACCCCCGCCCCUUUUCUUUAUCUUUCAUUUCUCUCUCAAAACUCUCUCACUGUGUUCGUGUUUGUGUUUGUGUGUGUCACUGUGUUCGUGCGUGUGUGUGCGUGUUUGUUUGGAUCUCGAUGUUUUGUUCACUCCACGCUCGGAUCCUCUACGAACUGUUCCGGACUUUUCGGUCUUCCAUGGUUUCCUUCUUCUCAGCUCUCGGCCCGAUCGGAUGCUUAAUCUGAGUUUUUCAAUCUGUGUCUAAUUCAGCUGUGAUUAUCCAUGAAUGAUGUUCGGUUGUUUUUAUGAUAUGAAAGUGCUUUUCAUUCAAAGCAGUGCUUUUAUGUUAGCUCGACUUGUAGUUUGUCCUGCUUGGCAAAGAGAGUACAGCAAAAAUAGAGCGUGUGGCGGGUUUUGGUGUUUUGUCACCAUUUGGGAAAUGACUUGCAAAAGAGAUGACAGUGAUGAUGAGAUGCUCCCUAAGGAUCAGGCUGAGUCUCUGUUGAUUAAUGAAAGUAAUGGAGGAAGUUCUGGUGGAGGAGCUGUUCUGAAAAAAGGGCCAUGGACAUCUGCUGAAGAUGCAAUUUUGGUGGACUAUGUCAAGAAGCAUGGGGAGGGGAAUUGGAAUGCUGUUCAAAAGCAUUCUGGGUUGUUCCGAUGUGGCAAAAGUUGUCGAUUGCGAUGGGCAAAUCACCUCAGGCCAAACUUGAAGAAAGGCGCAUUUACAGCAGAAGAAGAACAAGUGAUUAUUGAACUCCAUGCCAAGAUGGGAAACAAAUGGGCACGGAUGGCGGCACAUUUGCCCGGUCGUACAGAUAAUGAGAUAAAGAACUAUUGGAAUACUCGAAUUAAGAGACGUCAACGGGCUGGCUUACCUCUUUAUCCCCCUGAAGUUACUGUGCAAGCAUAUCAGGAGGGUCAAGUUGACCAAAACACUGGUGGAGUUGAUGGUGAGGAUAGAGGACAGCAUGAUCCUUUGCAAAGUAACAAUUAUGACAUACCUGAUGUCAUAUUUGACAAUUUGUCGGCCAAUCAGGGUAUCUUACCUUAUGUCCCCGAACUUCCUGAUAUCUCUGUGAGUAACAUGCUGUUAAAGGGUGUUGGUUCUUCUCCUUACUGUACCCUGCCACCAAUGUUGCCUCGGCAGAAGCGUUUUCGAGAAUCAACUGAUUUAUUCCCUGGUUCAAGUGGUAGUGUUGGAAAUGGGUUCCGCUCUCGUGAUGACACUAGUCAUAAAGUUGCUCGAUCAAUUGGAUUGUCUUCUCCUCUUGAUUCUGAUCCUACCACUAAGAACUCACAAUCUUUUGGUGUAAUUCAGGGUAGCCAUUCCCUCUCAAAUGGCAAUUCCUCUGCUUCUGAGCCCACUUAUGGGGCUUUGAAGUUGGAGCUCCCUUCACUCCAAUAUUCAGAAACUGAUUUAGGUAGCUGGGGCACGUCUCUCCCACGUCCUUUGCUUGAGUCAGUUGAUGCUUUUAUUCAGUCUCCUCCACCAUCUGGUGCAUUUGAGGCAGAUUGUUCUUCCCCACGUAAUAGUGGUCUGCUGGAUGCUUUACUUCAUGAGUCAAAGACUUUGAGAAGUGCAAAGAAUCGAUCAUCUGACAAGAGUUCAAACUCAUCCAGUGCUACUCCUGGUGAUAAAGCGAACAGUUCCACUUUGAACAUUUGUGAGACAGAAUGGGAAGAUUGUGGGGAUCCCAUUUCUCCACUGGGUCAUUCUGCAACUUCACUCUUCAGUGAGCACACUCCUAUCAGUGCAUGUGGAAGUUCAUUGGAUGAACAACCGCCUGCUGAGACCUUUACUGGUAUCGCUGUGAAAUCAGAACCAGUGGACCCAGCGUCAACACUAGAUAUGGAAAAAGAAACCACAACUAGGUUGAAUUUUAGUCGGCCGGAUGUUUUACUUGCAUCAGACUGGCUUCAGCAGAGUUCUGGGUAUAUUAAGGAACAAAGCAUAAUGUCGGAUGCUAUUGCAACACUUCUUGGUGAUGAUCUUGCUUCUGACUACAAGCACCUGGCUUCUGGAACUUCUAUAUCAAGUCAAGGAUGGGGGCUUAAUUCUUGUCCGUGGAAUAACAUGCCUGCUGUCUGUCAAAUGUCUGAUCAUCCUUGAAAAAUGCUGUCAAUUUUAUGAACUAGAAACUUUUGUCUCUUCGUUCAUGUUGUUGAUUUGUUUAAUGUGGGUUUUAAGGCUACUGAGAAAUGUCUCUAGCGGGUAACUUCAAAUUUAUGAAUCACGUGUUGUGGGUGUUUUGUUUGUGUGCUUUGUAUUUCUUUGUCUUUCAAGUAGUGUAGUGCAUGUAUACCAAUAUUGAACUACAUGAGGUAUACAAAAUGCAUCGAGGCUUUUUUUUUUUUUUUUUAGAAUUGUAAAAUAACUACGCAUGUCAAAUGUGGAACAUUGUAAUCCUGUUUGUUUCUUAUUUGUCAACGUCAAUUUGCUUGGAUUUC